UGGGAAAGAGACAAGAAGGAAAAAAGAGAAAAGCACGAGUCAUAGGCGAAUCUUUUUAGUUCAACUUCCUUUGUAUUUCUUCAAUGAUCGUAGGCUUGAAUAGCGAAGCACGCCUAAGGUUUUGUAGUAAACCAAUCAGAACGCAGGCUAAUUAUAGGAUGGCUUUAUUAUAAAUACACGUCUGUAAGCAGUUAUCAUCAUUAGCUUCAACAUGCGAAGCCCAGCGAAGCUUAUACUUUCGAUUGUCUUAGUUUUUCAACUUCCUCAUGUGUUCUGUUUUACUCGAGAGCAAGAUAAGCCCAUAAUGCAAUAUUUGCAGAGGCGUGUUUGGAAUCCCGUGCACUCGUUUGAGGCACAACUGCGUUGUAAACUAGGGGACGCUUUUCUCGAAGAACAUCAUGAUUUGCAUCACUAUGGCUGUUUCUGUGGCGUCACAAAGGAGAUGAGGAGUUACAAAGACCCCAGCGCUGUUAAAGAAAAGGAUUCCUUAGAUGGGUGUUGCAAAGAACAUAACCUUUGCCUUAAGAGAGUAAUCUCUAGAAAUGAAGACGACCAUUGCUCUUUCGAUAAAAUCAAAGAUUGUGAAACAAAUCUGAUAAAUUGUAUUGGAAAGGUUAAAGUUGACUCUAUUAAAGGGUAUAAAAAUUAUGACAGAAACAAGUGCAAAUGAACUUGAAAAUAAAUAAGUAAGUAAAUGAAAUUUCUUCAAAAUAA
Messenger RNA from Pocillopora verrucosa, 714 nucleotides. RefSeq lists its product as uncharacterized. Gene Ontology annotation, molecular function: A2-type glycerophospholipase activity. Lineage: Eukaryota; Metazoa; Cnidaria; Anthozoa; Scleractinia; Pocilloporidae. Gene Ontology annotation, biological process: arachidonate secretion; phospholipid metabolic process. The record is from RefSeq and is a predicted model, not a curated record.